GCCUGGUCUCUCUCUCUCUGCGCCUGGGUCGGGUGGCUGACGCCGAGCGCGAGGGAGAUGUCGGAUUUUGACAGUAACCCCUUUGCGGAUCCGGAUCUCAACAACCCUUUCAAGCCUCCACCAGGCAGUAUGAAAAUGCCUAAUGUACCCAAUACACAACCAGCAAUAAUGAAACCAACAGAGGAGCAUCCAGCUUAUACACAGAUUGCAAAGGAGCAUGCCUUGGCUCAAGCUGAGCUUCUCAAGCGCCAAGAAGAGCUGGAAAGAAAAGCUGCAGAAUUAGAUCGUCGAGAACGAGAAAUGCAAAACCUCAGUCAACAUGGCAGAAAAAAUAAUUGGCCACCUCUUCCUAGCAACUUUCCUGUGGGACCUUGUUUCUAUCAGGAUUUUUCUGUGGACAUUCCUGUAGAAUUCCAAAAGACAGUAAAGCUUAUGUACUACUUGUGGAUGUUCCAUGCUGUAACGCUGUUUCUAAAUAUCUUUGGAUGCUUGGCUUGGUUUUGUGUUGACUCUGCAAGAGCAGUGGAUUUUGGACUGAGUAUCCUGUGGUUCUUGCUGUUUACUCCCUGUUCGUUUGUCUGUUGGUACAGGCCACUUUACGGAGCUUUCAGGAGUGACAGUUCAUUCAGAUUCUUUGUAUUCUUCUUCGUCUAUAUUUGUCAGUUUGCUGUACAUGUGCUCCAGGCUGCAGGAUUUCAUAAUUGGGGCAACUGUGGGUGGAUUUCAUCCCUCACUGGUCUCAACCAGAAUGUUCCUGUCGGCAUCAUGAUGAUAAUCAUCGCAGCACUUUUCACAGCAUCAGCGGUCAUCUCACUAGUUAUGUUUAAGAAAGUUCAUGGACUGUAUCGCACAACAGGUGCUAGUUUCGAGAAGGCCCAACAGGAGUUUGCAACGGGUGUGAUGUCCAACAAAACUGUCCAGACUGCAGCCGCAAACGCAGCUUCAACUGCAGCAAGCAGCGCUGCCCAGAACGCCUUUAAGGGCAGCCAGAUUUAGAGGCCUCCCGCACUACACUGUUACUUCCGACUGUACUUUUUCUCCAGUUACUGUCUGCUACAAAUAUUUUUAUGUUGGAAACACAGUACACACAGCAUGGGUAUUCCUGUUCACACGUGCAUGGGCUAAAACCAGAAAAGUUCCUUGACUUAUUACUUUACCUAAUAGUUUCUUAAUAUUUUAAUGCCCCUUGAAGAGAGAAAUAUUACAUGCUAAAUAAAUAUUCUCCAUAUUUUUGGGGGAUGAUGUUCAGCAAAUUAUUUCAGUGGUGACACACUGAAACUAAUAUGCAACUUAUUUAAAAAACACUUAAUACUAACUAUAGUAGUUCUUUCAAGAAUCUGUAGAGAUGAGGAUCACACAUUUGAACAGUAAAGCUCUGUUUCGUUCUUGUUCCUAUUUGUAUUCAAUUAAAUAGGCCAGCAGAGACUUAAUGGAUUUCUAAAUUGGCUUGCUUUUUAUCAGAUUCAGUCACCAGUAAAGAGCCCGUGUGCUUUGUAGUAAAUAAUGUAUAUUUUAUCUCUUUUUUUUAGAGUAGUUGGUAUUUUGAUAACAGUCUCUGAUCUUGCAUGGGCACCAUGUUUCUUAAAUGAAAAGAAUUAGUACUUUGGGUCCUGUACUGCUUAUAGUUGUAGGAAUCAGGGGUUGUUUAUGAAAUCAUAGAAAUGAUUUUCUGUAAUAGUUUCUUUUAAAUAAAAAUUUAUUGGAGUACAGAGACUUUAAUAUGCAGUGCAUUAUCCAAAAGAGAAGGAAGUCAAUUGGUACAAUAGAAUGUAGUGGUAACAAUUCCUUUUAUUUUUUAAU
Castor canadensis (American beaver) is the source of this 1800-nucleotide messenger RNA. RefSeq names its product secretory carrier membrane protein 1 (gene Scamp1). The record is from RefSeq and is a predicted model, not a curated record. NCBI's taxonomy places the organism in Eukaryota, Metazoa, Chordata, Mammalia, Rodentia, Castoridae. Gene Ontology annotation, cellular component: trans-Golgi network membrane; recycling endosome membrane. Gene Ontology annotation, biological process: protein transport.